Messenger RNA from Clunio marinus, 315 nucleotides. NCBI's taxonomy places the organism in Eukaryota, Metazoa, Arthropoda, Insecta, Diptera, Chironomidae. The record is from the annotation of a GenBank genome assembly.
AUGCCGAUGUUUGCAAAAAAAUUCACAAAACUUCAACUAAAGCCCAGAGAAUCACGACUGUCAACAGCACCGAAAUUAACUGAAGAAGUCGAUGAUUUCAAGAGAAUUGAACUUAAAUUAAGCAAUGAUAAAAGUUUGACAUUCGUAAAUGGGGUUUGGAUAAACUUGAAAAAGAAUGAAGACUUGGAUGAUGUUACAAAAACUCUGAAAAAGAAUCAAAAGUUACAAGAACAAAAUAUCAUGUUAAACGCUAAAAUAGAAAUUUUGUUGGAUCUUUUAACCGAAGCUGUUUGUGAAAAUGAAUCUCGAGUUUAG